Molecule: messenger RNA, 378 nt
Organism: Mycotypha africana
Lineage: Eukaryota; Fungi; Mucoromycota; Mucoromycetes; Mucorales; Mycotyphaceae
Product: yippee zinc-binding/DNA-binding /Mis18, centromere assembly-domain-containing protein
Exons: 2
Coding region: 1-378 (125 amino acids)
Source: RefSeq, a predicted model, not a curated record
AUGGGUUUAAAAAUUCAUCCAGAAUAUUUCCCCUUUUACCAAAAAGACCUUGAUGGUCACAAGCGAUCAAGUAGCAUUUAUUGCUGUUGUACCUGCCAAACUCAUAUUGCAAGUCAAGAGGAGAUUAUUUCAGGAGCAUAUCUAGGAAGACAUGGGCCCGCUUAUUUAGUCAAUAAAGUUCUGAACAUUACCGUGGGGCAUUUGGAACAGCGUAUGUUGAUGACGGGUAUCCAUACGGUAGCGGAUUUAUUCUGCAGCAUAUGCCAAAUGCGGAUAGGCUGGCGUUAUAUCAAGUCACCUACUCUGCAGCAAAAAUACAAAGAAGGAAGAUAUCUUAUUGAAAAAACAAGGGUUAUCAAAGAAAAGUUAUAUCUAUGA